Messenger RNA from Cylindrotheca closterium, 1640 nucleotides. Lineage: Eukaryota; Bacillariophyta; Bacillariophyceae; Bacillariales; Bacillariaceae. The record is from the annotation of a GenBank genome assembly.
GAUAGCGGCGAUCUGGUAUAUCUUGAUUCAAAUGAUUAUAAGGAUGGCAAGAUUCCGGAGCAUUUUGACAUGCAUGAUCCGAAGUGGUUUCGUUCGGGCGCAACAGGUCCGUCCCUUGACACUGGUUUGACAUUUCACCUUCGCAAAGAUUCGAUGAAUGCGAAGAUGGGAACAUUGAAAGAGCUUCCGUAUAUGUUCAAUUAUGGAACAAAUGUCGGAGGAGGAAGGAAUCUAACACAUGAAGUUGAGAGUAAACAUAUGAAUAAUAUGUGUAAGUAUGACGCCGAUGCCAUCUGUGAUGUGGACAGCGCGUCUUUAUUGGUAAAAGAAGGGUAUCGUAUUGUGAUGGAUACUGACGUAGUAAAUGCAUUUUUUGUUUCCAAAGAUGGGAAUCAAUGGAUUUACAGAGAAAAGGAUGGGUUGUAUACUUAUGAACCCCAUGAGGGGCAGAGUCACUGCAAUGUGUGCAUGGAAAUUGGACCGACGGGUGAAGCCUGCAGGUCGUGCAGAGCCCACGUUGGUUUCGUGCCGGGUGAAUCGUAUCAUGGCGGCAACGAUAAUACAACUAGUCAACAUACUUCCCGUUACUCUGGUCUCCAAACUGUAAAAAAUAACAUAGAGGGUUACACCCCACAACAAGUUGACCGAGCGAACGCUGCAAGAUCCGGGUAUCACAUGGGUGGUGCACCAGGGAUUGAAGCAUUCAAAGUUGCCGUACGCUCAGGUUUAUUCAAGAAUUGUCCCAUCAGAGAAGAAGACAUUGUUAUUGCUGAUAGGAUUUAUGGACCAAGCGCUUCAGUUCUUAAAGGAAAGACUAAGCGUCCUACCCCGGAAGCAAUCCGGGAUGAUUGGGUUGAGAUCCCACAUGAAUUGUUGGACUGCGGAGUCGUUGUAUACGCAAUCGAUCACGUGUUGCGCAUUUACAACCAUGCUGAUUUUACAAUCAAGACUAUCUACUGUGAUGGUGAAUUUAGACCAGUUUUUGAUGAUGUUAAAGAUGAGAUGAAUGUUGAUAUGAAUUAUGCGAGCCAGGGGGAACAUGAUCCCACGGCGGAACAAAACAACCAACAGAUCCGUGACGAAGUGUACACAAGGGAUGGAGUGUCAUUUAUUCAGCAGUAUUAUCUUAACCAAGGAUUGAAAAUUUUCAAAGAACGAGGAAAAGAAGCUGCGCUCAAGGAACUUGAUCAACUGAUCAAACGAAGUUGCUGGACACCCAUCAGUAUUGGUGAAUUGACUGAAUCCGAGAAUAGGAAAGCAGUCGACGCGAUGAUGUUACUGGCAGAGAAAAACAGUGGUGAUAUCAAAGGUCGUUUUGUAUAUAAAGGAAAUGAGACAAGAGACUGGCUGUCUCGGGAAGACACAGCUAGCCCAACCGCAUCGCAUGAAGGUAUCUGUUGCACAGGAGUGAUUGACGCGCACGAAGGUAGAUGCAUGAUGUCAAUGGAUAUUCCAAAUGCAUUCAUUCAGACCUUAAUGCCAGAUUUAGGUGAUGGAGAGGAUCGGGUGAUCAUGAAGGUAACUGGACUGAUGGUCCAAUACAUGAUCGAUUUGGACCCGACCUAUCGCGAUUAUGUUGUUUAUGAGAAUGGCAAGAGAGUGAUCUAUGUUGUGAUCCUUCGUGCCAUAUAUGGGAUGUU